Arachis stenosperma is the source of this 567-nucleotide messenger RNA. Its product is annotated as agamous-like MADS-box protein AGL29. Gene Ontology annotation, molecular function: RNA polymerase II cis-regulatory region sequence-specific DNA binding; DNA-binding transcription factor activity, RNA polymerase II-specific; protein dimerization activity. The record is from RefSeq and is a predicted model, not a curated record. Lineage: Eukaryota; Viridiplantae; Streptophyta; Magnoliopsida; Fabales; Fabaceae. Gene Ontology annotation, biological process: positive regulation of transcription by RNA polymerase II. The coding region runs from base 1 to 567 and encodes 188 amino acids. The transcript has a single exon.
AUGGGUCGCCGUAAGAUCGAGAUUAAGAUGGUGAAAGACACCAACACAAGGCAGGUCACAUUCUCCAAACGAAGAACCGGUCUUUUCAAGAAAGCCAACGAACUUUCUAUUCUCUGCGGAUCCGAGGUUGCUAUUGUGGUCUUCUCUCCGGGAAACAAGCCUUACUCCUUCGCCCACCCCACCGUCGACGCUGUCGUCGCCAAGUUCCUCAUCCAAAACCCUGAGCGGCGUGGUGGAGGCGAUGAUGACGAGGACAGCAGCGAUGAUAAUGAUGGUGGUGCUGAUCCAGACACCUUGGACCAUUUGUUCAAGGAGACUGUGGAACAGGUGCGCGUGGAGGAAAAAGUGGGCGCGGCGCGUGAAAAGGCUAUCAAAGAGGUUGUUGAGGGAGGGAAGAAAUGGUGUGAGAUUGGUGAAUUGAGUGAACUGAAAAGGAGGGUGAGGGAGCGUCUUACUAUGUUGGAGACAGUUGAGUCCAUGAUGCUUCUUUCACAUGAACCUGUGGUGAUGGGAACCACUGUGGAUAACCAUCUUUCUAAAAUCAAGAGGAGAAGAUCAAUGAUAUAA